AUGGAGCUCCAGUUGUUUAAUAUCACCUCAGAUAGCAGUUUCAACGAAACAUGCAGCAUACUAUAUCGGCGAAGACCUGCUUUUAACUAUUUGGGCGCAUUCGUUACGAUAGUUCUGUGUUUCACAGCAGUUCUGGGUAACCUGGCAGUUGUAUUUGCUUCACUUUGGAACCAAGUGCUCCGAAGCCAGCUUAGCAACGUCCUUUUAGUGUAUCUAGCAGUGAUUGAUGUAGCAACUGGACUCUUCAUCAUGCUACCAUCUGCUAUAUCGGUUGCCAUCGACUAUUGGCCUCUUGGAGAUAUCAGCUGCAGAUUCCACGCAGGGCUGAGCUACAUGUUUGCAUGUACUUCAUCAUUUGACCUCGCUUUCAUCAGCUUGGAUCGGGCAUUAGCUGUGAUGAGACCUCUGCAAUACCCAACUUUUAUGACUGCAAAGAUAAUGGUAUGGAUGGGCACAUACCUUGUCAUCUUAGGAAUUUCCUUGGCUACUUCUACAGUUGUUUUUGAUUGGACCGCUUAUGAUUAUGCUGAAGGGGUUUGUGCGUACGACUGGAAGAACGAAGAAGUCCCAAAAGCUACAACAUGUGCUGAUGGUAAUGCACGACCUCGCCAAACUGGCAUUGUUGUGGAGCAUCUUGAUGACCACGGUUUGGAACGAAUAGAAUGCUCAGUUCGAUCUCCAGAGCUGAAUCCGAUAGAACAGCUUUGGGUCUAUCUUGACAGACAAGUUGCUGCUUUAAACCCUCCCCCAAGGUCGUUACAUGAAUACCAAGCCUGCUGGGAGUUCAGUGAUAAGGAUAAAUGCAUUACAAGACUCAAUGAUGAAGAAAAGUGGCUGAUGUAUGUGGUUAUUCGGCAGGCAAUUUGCAAUUUGUAUAAGCCCGAAACAGUAGAGGUGGUACUCAGCAGUACAAUUGAGAUUGAAAAGUCUUCGGAAUAUAAAUUCCUACAUCCAUGGCUUGGCACAGGAUUACUUACCAGCAAAGGAACAAAGUGGAAAUCUCGAAGGAAAUUCCUCACACCUGCGUUUCACUUCAGGAUGCUUUCAGAUUUUUUUCCAGUGUUUAACGAACAAUCUACAGUGCUAGCGGAUAAACUAGAGGUGCUCAGUGGCCACGAUUCCUGUGUUGAUAUAGUUCCCCUUAUCAAGAUGUGCACUUUAGAUAUCAUAUGUCAAACAGCAAUGGGAGUGCACAUUAAUGCUCAGAGUGGAGGAUAUAGAGACUAUGUCAAAGCAGUUUACGAGAUUGGCGAAAUAUUUUUUCAUCGUAUUCUUAGGCCAUGGCUCUGGAACGAUAGAAUCUUUUAUCGGUCACCCACAGGGCGCAAAUUUCAGUCAAACCUGGAAAAAGUUCAUGGAUUUACGAAAAAGAUUAUCCAGGAAAAGAAAAAAUGCUUUCUGAAAACACGAACUAAGAAAAGAACAUCUAAUGUGAAUCGUGACGAGGAUAGUCUAAUAUAUGAGGAUAGACGAAAAGUAUUCUUGGAACUGUUAUUGGAUCAUCAUUUUGAGGACCAAUCCUUUACUGAAGAGGAUAUAAGGGAUGAAGUAAACACGUUUAUGUUUGAGGGUCAUGACACUAGCUCAAUUGCAAUUUCCUGGGCUUUGCAUUUAUUAGGUUUGAAUUCAGAUGUACAAGCUCUUGUGCACCAAGAAUUAGAUGAUAUUCUUGGGAGUAAUGUCAGCGUUCCUAUAACUCGGGAAGAUUUGUCAUGCAUGAAGUAUUUGGAAUGCGUUAUAAAAGAAGCCCUUCGCUUGUAUCCAUCUGUUCCUUUCAUUACUAGAGAACUCAGAGAAGAUAUUCAAAUCUUGGACUAUAAGCUUCCUGCUGGCACUGUUUGUUUAAUAUUCCCCUGGAUAAUGCAUCGGGAUCAAGAACUUUUCCCAGAUCCGGAGCGCUUUAAACCAGAUAGAUUUUUCAUCGAAAAUGCAGUUCGUAGGCAUCCUUAUUCGUAUAUUCCGUUUUCUGCUGGACCACGAAACUGCAUUGGACAAAGGUUUGCCAUUAUGGAAGCGAAAACAAUUUUGGCCAACCUUCUGCGAAGAUUCCGUGUUACCUCACUUGAUUCAAGUGACAAAGUUAACGUCAUACCAGAUCUUGUUAUACGGAAUGUGGAGCCUCUGAGAAUGCGGUUUAUACUUAGAUAAGUUUUAACAUUAGAAGUUAAAACGUCAACAAAUAAUUACAAAGUAUGAAGCUAUGCCUUAAUACGUGGGACGUUCUCAAAAACGUGCUAACUAUUUGUACGAAUUUAACUGAAUAAAAUUU
Messenger RNA from Uloborus diversus, 2269 nucleotides. Its product is annotated as cytochrome P450 4C1-like. Gene Ontology annotation, biological process: G protein-coupled receptor signaling pathway. The transcript is spliced from 13 exons. Bases 1 to 2148 code for a protein of 715 amino acids. Gene Ontology annotation, cellular component: membrane. Lineage: Eukaryota; Metazoa; Arthropoda; Arachnida; Araneae; Uloboridae. Gene Ontology annotation, molecular function: oxidoreductase activity, acting on paired donors, with incorporation or reduction of molecular oxygen; monooxygenase activity; heme binding. The record is from RefSeq and is a predicted model, not a curated record.